Messenger RNA from Penicillium antarcticum, 2787 nucleotides. Its product is annotated as putative LON domain serine protease. The record is from RefSeq and is a predicted model, not a curated record. Gene Ontology annotation, biological process: protein processing; protein quality control for misfolded or incompletely synthesized proteins; protein targeting to peroxisome. Gene Ontology annotation, molecular function: ATP binding; ATP hydrolysis activity; serine-type endopeptidase activity. Lineage: Eukaryota; Fungi; Ascomycota; Eurotiomycetes; Eurotiales; Aspergillaceae. The coding region runs from base 1 to 2787 and encodes 928 amino acids. The transcript is spliced from 3 exons. Gene Ontology annotation, cellular component: peroxisomal matrix.
AUGGGAUCCAACUCAAGAACCAUCAAGCUACCUCUCGUUCCUCUCGCCAAGGGCUCGGUCCUUUUGCCCGGAGUGACUCUCCGCAUUCCUGUCUCCAACCGCCCCGAUCUCGCCAACCUCCUGUCCUCAUUGGUGGACAAGCCAUCGAAACGAGAAGCCAAUAGCAUCACCUUCGGAUGUGUUCCGCUCAGCUCGCCGUUCCUAAGCCGUGAUGGACAGCAGCUCCUCGAAGGCGAGGACUCUGAUUCAGAGCGGAAGGAGGAAUACGAUUCUAUUGAUGCAGGCCAGGCGAGAAAGGAAGAUCUCUUCCGAUGCGGUGUGGUUGGCAAGGUCAUCGGAGUUCAGCGCCGGGCUUACUCCGAGCCCUUCCUGCUCGUCCAGGGGUCACAACGAUUCUCAAUCAAGAGAAUUAUCCGAGACCGGCCAUACUUUGAAGCAGAUGUACUUCUUCAUGAUGAAAGCAACUCGGGCCAAGGGGACGCGGAAGUCGCCGAUCUGUUCCAACAAUUGAGACAACUCUCCAGAGAGCUUCUCACUCUCUUGCGUCUAUCGUCGCUGCUAUCGGCUGCUUCGUCUCGCCUUUCACCGCUUGUUGCUCGGAAGUUUGAACUCUAUAUCUCAAAGACGGAAUUGACGCAGGCAGGGAAGCUUGCGGAUUUCAUGGCCGAUGUCUCUGAUGCAAGUUUCGAGGAGAAGUUGCGUAUCCUAUCAUCGUUGGAUGUGAGAGAACGCCUGGAGAGAGUCGUUGGGAUUCUUACCAGACAAGCCCAGCAUAUUAAGAGCAGUGUCAGAGUGACCUCAGUUAGCUCGACCUCAUUCCCAUCCUCGGGCAUGGAUAUCAGUCAAAUUGAUCCCCGUGAGCGUGAAUUGCUUGCAAAGCGAGCAAUGUCGGGUCUCUCUGGUCUCACUCCCCCUGGGCCAGCCAGCGCGCGUGGCAACGAUGAAGACAAGGAACCCAAUGAGAUUGAUGAGUUGCAGCAGAAGUUGAAAGAUGCAGAACUCAGCCCCGAGGCCCGAAAGAUUGCCGACAAGGAAUUGAAGCGUCUGCGUAAGAUGAACCCUGCCAACGCCGAGUACGGUGUAUGCCGGACCUACCUGGAGAAUCUGUCUGAGAUUCCAUGGACCAAGGUGACAGAGGAUCAGCUUGGACCUGACACAUUGAAGCGGGCCAGGAAACAGCUCGACGAAGACCAUUACGGCCUCGAGCGUAUUAAGAAGAGAUUGCUUGAAUACCUGGCUGUGUUGCGGCUCAAACAGUCCAGCAACCAGGAUGUUGAGCGCCAGAUCUCAGGACUCUCUCGGGACCUAGAUGCCUCGGCGGUUGGUGAUGUUGAGAAAGAUGUUCCUCUGCUGUCCGAGUCUGAUCGGGCUGCGCUCGAGACCCGGCUUCAACUCCUCAAGUCCAAGCGUAUGACUGACAAGUCUCCCAUCCUGCUUCUGGUUGGACCUCCUGGCACCGGUAAGACCAGUCUUGCACGAUCCGUUGCUGCGUCUCUUGGUCGCAAAUUCCACCGUAUCUCCCUCGGUGGUGUUCGCGACGAGGCUGAAAUCCGUGGUCACCGGCGCACCUACGUUGCUGCCAUGCCUGGCUUGGUUGUGAACGGUCUGAAGAAGGUUGGUGUUGCCAACCCUGUUAUUCUCCUUGAUGAAAUCGACAAGGUUGGUGGCUCCAAUUUUCAAGGUGACCCGUCUGCUGCCAUGCUGGAGGUCUUGGAUCCCGAGCAGAACCACACUUUCACCGAUCACUACAUCAACAUCCCCAUUGACCUGAGUAAGGUUCUUUUCCUUGCCACGGCUAACUCCCUGGAUACCAUCCCGGCUCCUCUGCUGGAUCGUAUGGAGACAAUUUCUCUGUCCGGUUAUACUACUGUCGAGAAGAGGCACAUCGCCAAGCAGCACCUGAUCCCUAAGCAGAUUCGUUCGAAUGGUCUCACCGAGGGCCAGGUCAAUAUGUCUGACGAAGUAAUUGACAAGACCAUCACUGCGUACACUCGCGAAUCGGGUGUCCGCAACUUGGAGCGGGAGCUUGGCUCCAUCUGCCGCCACAAGGCCGUUCAAUAUGCCGAUGCCAACGAUUCUGACCGUGUAGACGAUUACAAUCCUGUCGUUUCGCCAGAAGACCUGGAGGAAAUCCUGGGAAUUGAGCGUUUUGAGGAAGAGAUUGCCGAGAAGCACGGCCGUCCCGGUGUCGUCACUGGUCUUGUCGCUUACUCCACUGGCGGUCAGGGCAGUAUCCUCUUCAUUGAGGUGGCUGACAUGCCCGGUAGCGGACGUGUUCAGCUAACUGGUAAGCUGGGCGACGUGCUCAAGGAGUCUGUCGAGGUAGCUUUGACCUGGGUCAAGGCACACUCUUUCGAGCUGGGCCUCACCCACGACCCAAAUGAGGAUAUCAUGAAGAGCCGCAGCCUGCACGUCCACUGCCCUUCAGGUGCCAUCCCCAAGGACGGACCUUCCGCUGGUCUCGCCCACACGGUUGCAUUGAUCUCCCUGUUCACCAACAAGCCCGUCCCCCCUCAGAUCGCCAUGACCGGCGAGGUCUCUCUGCGGGGUCGGGUCAUGCCUGUCGGCGGUAUCAAGGAGAAGCUCAUCGGUGCUCACCGCGCCGGCGUCAAGACCGUUUUGCUGCCGGAUCACAACCGCAAGGAAGUCAAGGAAGUUCCACAAGAGGUGAAAGAAGGGCUGGAAAUCAUCUAUGUCAAGCACAUUUGGGAAGGACUGCGCACCAUCUGGCCGGAUGCCCAAUGGCCCGGUCAGCACCACAUGAACCUGCUCGAGAGCCGGCUGUAG